CAUUACUAUUCGAUGAUAUGAGAGACGAAUAGAGAAUGAAAAGACCCUAAAAACAUCGUUGAAGGCUAAAGCCAAAGGGCUCUUACAUCAGAUCGAAUAGUCGUAUCACCGGCACCAGAUUGAACAAUCCCACCAUCUCUUUGAUUUGCUUCAUCCAGAAAAUUUGUUUUCCACAUUAAACCCCAUCUCCAUCCAUUCAAUCGAACAUCUGUUCUAGUCUGUAUCAUGGAGAAAGAGCAGAAGCAAUCGGAUAGUACAAGCAACAAGAAUGAUGAUCCUCCAAGUUUAGAUGAUACCGGAGACAUUGAACCGGCUGAGCUCGUUCUCUUUCAAGUCCCUGAAUCUUACGUUUAUCUGAUACCACCAAGGAAAACUGCAGCUUCAUACAGGGCUGAUGAAUGGGAUAUAAACAAAUGGGCAUGGGAAGGAACAAUGAAAGUAGUAAGCAAAGGAGAAGAAUGUAUUAUCAGACUUGAAGAUAAGACUACAGGUGAACUUUAUGCACGUGCUUUUUUAAGAGAUGGAGAGCCUCAUCCUGUGGAGCCUGUUAUUGAUAGCAGCCGAUAUUUUGUUCUACGUGUAGAGGAGAACAUCGGUGGGAGGCUUCGACAUGCUUUUAUUGGUAUAGGAUUCCGAGAAAGACCUCAAGCUUAUGAUUUCCAAGCUGCUCUUCAUGAUCAUAUGAAGUAUCUUGACAAGAAGAAAACUGCUGAAGAAAUGGAACAGCAAUAUCAGCAAACGUCUGCAGUUGAUUACAGUUUAAAAGAUGGGGAAACCAUUGUGCUUCAACUAAAAAACAAAGGUGGUAAAAGCAUGAGGUCCAAGUUCUUUGAGCUAGGAUUAAAUAAUCUCCCGGAUCCAAACGAAAAAGGAAAGGAGGUGGGAGUGGGAAUCUCUCUUAUACCACCACCACCACCGCCAUCACCACUAUCACCGCCAGUUGCCGCUGUGAUUACGCCGCCCACGUCACCGCCAAACUUCACUCUUACUCCGAAAGAGAAAGAGAAAACGUUGUCCCCUGUUGUUGACAAGUCAAACGAGCCUCGGGCUAUUGACAAACAAAUCGCUCAAGAUGUACCCGAUGAAGAUUUUGGGGAUUUUCAAGCUGCUUAGUAUUAUGAAUGUUUGGUUAAAACUCGAAAGAAGUUACUUACUACUUUUUUUAUUAUUAUUAUCUGUUGGUAAAUAUGACAUUUUCUUUUAUAUAUCAAUCAUUUUUUUUAUAUAUAUGAAAUACCCAUCGGCUUGUAUUGUU
This is a messenger RNA of Lactuca virosa, 1255 nucleotides long. The record is from the annotation of a GenBank genome assembly. Lineage: Eukaryota; Viridiplantae; Streptophyta; Magnoliopsida; Asterales; Asteraceae.